GCUGUGGCCUGUGGCAGUGGCGGAGCCACAUGCAACAACAUGGGGGCAAUGAACCCAACAAGAUUAAAAAAAAUAGUGUAACUUAAAGCUCAAUCUAUAUGAUAUCCCCACUCAUAAUUAUUUUUUGCUUCCAUACCUUUUUUUUUGCCCCCAACAGAAAUAUUUUCUGCCUCCGCCAAUGGCUGUGGGAGCUGGAUGGCAAGCAGUGGUGGCGUAUGUUAACAUUGCAUGCUAUUACUUGUUUGGGAUCCCAUUUGGUUUAUUGUUAGGAUACAAGCUCGACUUUGGUGUAAAGGGAAUCUGGUGUGGGAUGUUGACGGGAACUGUGGUUCAGACAAUAGUCUUGACGUGGAUGAUCUGCAGGACAAAUUGGGACAAAGAGGUUGCGAUGGCUGAUCACAGGAUAAGAGAGUGGGAAGGAGAAGUAUCGGAAAUAGAGCAACUCUUAAACUAAAAAGACUGUACGUAAGCUAGUAUUCAUAUCAAAGAAACUCAGUUUCACUGUCUGUGUUUGGGUCAAGAGCACUUACAAACAGUUAAUUAUGCAUUCACCGUUUUCAAAAAUUUGAUAGAGAUGUCCGGUAUGUCACACACGGUCGUGAAGCACUAGAACUAAGUAAAGGAAUGCAAAAAGUUAUUUUUACAAGUAUGGGUUGUUGUUGCUUUUGGGAAUGGUAUAUUCAUUUUAUAUCAUAUUUCUAAAACUAAAACCGAAGGGUGAAAUCGUAACAAGGCUUUAAAUUGGAAAUCGUAGUUUUCUGAAGCUAAAUGUUAUAGCAAGAUUCAAUAAGUACAUGCAUAUUAUAUAAACUAGGCGUCAUAAGUAAAGUCAACGAACAAGUUGGCCUUUGUAUAUAGAUAUGUUUUGAAAAGACAAUAGACAUAAGCAGGGGCGGAUGUAAGAAGGGAGUAGGGGGUCAGCUGACCCACCUCAUUUUGAAAAGUAUAUGUAUUCUUAAAGAUAAAUAAUGUGCUGACCCCAUGAAAAUAUUAUUUUUGACCCCAAAAAAAUCAAACACACUAAAAACUAAAUGAUGAAAUUUAAUUACCUAAUUUUGACUCCGCCACUAGACAUAAGACAUAAUAUUCAUUCAACGGUUUAGCGGAUUCCGAAAACCAUACAUGAUCUACAUAUACCUGCGUUGAAUGACAAGUUGUAGAGUAACAUUAAUUUUGCAGGAGUAAUUGAUUAAAUUUCAAAAAAAAAAAAAGUUAUUGUUUAGCAAAGGUUUUUGGGAAAAAUCUUAAAAUAAGAGAAUAACAAAGAUAUCCAAUAAUGGCAUAUCGCCUUGUAUCAGACACCUACAUACCAUAAACACGCUGUACGACAAACAUACAUCUCCUAUAUAUUACAGAUAAGUUCUAGUACUUAUUGUUGUUAUCUACUUAGUCCUUCUCCUAUUAGGGUUAGCAUAAUCUCUUGUAUAUAUACAUGACUUUGUCAAUGAAUACAAUGACGCUUUCUAUUCAUGGUAUCAGAGCAAUAACAAUCCUAUACCAACAACACUUCCGCAUCAAAUUUUUUUUACUCACGUGAUUGACAAUAUUCGAUCAUGUCUACUAUACUAGCCCUACCUCCUCUAUUGCUUCUCCUGCCAUUACAACUACCAAUUCUUCUCCUACUACUCCCCCAAAGUCUGAGACACCUUACAAACUACAUCCUUCUGAUAAUCCAGGGGCAUUAAUUACUCCUGUGAUUCUCAAAGGAGACAAAUACUCGGAAUGGGCUACAGAAAUCUGGAAUUCACUACAGGCAAAACAGAAGAUAGGUUUUUUAGAUGGAACAAUCCAAAAGCCAUCAACAAAUCCAGAUCUAUCUCGUUGGACUGCUUCAAACUCAAUGAUCGUUGGCUGGAUAAGGACUUCGAUUGAACCACAAGUUAGAUCUACUAUAAGUCAUGCUUCAGACGCGCAUCAACUAUGGGAUUCACUCAAACGAAGGUUCUCAAUUAAAAACGGUGUUCGAAAGCAUCUAAUACAAGAUGAAAUUACUAAUUGUAAGUAGAAUGGACAAACAGUUCUAGACUACUACGGUCGCUUGUCCAAACUUUGGGAAGAGCUGCACAGCUUCCAACCUACUCAAUCUUGUACGUGUGAUGCUUCCUCAGCUAUCAAAAAGAACGUGAAGAUGCAAAGGUACACAAGUUCUUAUUUGGUCUCGACGAACCACGGUUCUCGACAAUUCGAUCUCAGAUCAUUGACAAAGAACCACUACCGCAUCUUAACAUCGUCUACUCUCGAGUCAUAAGAGCUGAACAACAUCUUCUCACCAUGCGUUCGUCAGAACUCAAGCAAGACCUCAUUGGAUUCUCAGUCAAAACAGAGUCUCCCAUACAAACCUCCUCUACUCCUAAUACUGCUGCUGCUAACACAUUCUGAAGCCGUGAUCCUAACUGGUUCUGUACUCACUGCAAUCGCAAGGGACAUGAAGCUUCCGA
Molecule: messenger RNA, 2438 nt
Organism: Brassica napus (rape)
Lineage: Eukaryota; Viridiplantae; Streptophyta; Magnoliopsida; Brassicales; Brassicaceae
Product: protein DETOXIFICATION 29-like
Exons: 3
Coding region: 179-454 (91 amino acids)
Cellular component (GO): vacuolar membrane
Molecular function (GO): transmembrane transporter activity
Source: RefSeq, a predicted model, not a curated record